CCUUGACCUUCGUCGUCGCCCGGCCAUUUUGUGCCAGUCUGUCAGAGGCUGCGGCUGCGGAGGGAGCCCCGGAGAGCGAGCUGCGAAGAUGCUGUCCGUGCGCGUUGCCGCGGCCGUGGCCCGCGCCCUCCCUCGGCGGGCAGGGCUGGUCUCCAAGAAUGCUUUGGGGUCAUCCUUCAUUGCUGCACGUAACCUCCAUGCCUCCAACACUCGCCUUCAGAAGACUGGCACUGCUGAGAUGUCCUCCAUUCUUGAAGAGAGGAUUCUUGGAGCUGAUACCUCUGUUGACCUUGAAGAGACUGGGCGUGUCUUAAGUAUUGGUGAUGGGAUUGCCAGAGUACAUGGACUGAGGAAUGUUCAAGCAGAAGAAAUGGUUGAGUUUUCUUCAGGCUUAAAGGGUAUGUCUCUGAACUUGGAACCAGACAAUGUUGGUGUUGUCGUGUUUGGGAAUGAUAAACUAAUUAAGGAAGGAGAUAUUGUGAAGAGAACAGGAGCCAUUGUGGACGUUCCAGUUGGUGAGGAGCUGUUGGGCCGUGUUGUAGAUGCCCUUGGUAAUCCCAUUGAUGGAAAGGGUCCAGUUGGUUCCAAGGUCCGUAGACGAGUGGGUCUGAAAGCUCCUGGAAUCAUUCCUAGGAUCUCUGUGCGAGAACCAAUGCAGACUGGCAUUAAGGCUGUGGAUAGCUUGGUGCCAAUUGGUCGUGGUCAGCGUGAGCUGAUUAUCGGUGACAGACAGACUGGCAAAACAUCCAUUGCUAUUGACACAAUCAUCAACCAGAAGCGAUUCAAUGAUGGCGCUGAUGAGAAGAAAAAGCUGUAUUGCAUCUAUGUUGCCAUUGGCCAGAAGCGCUCCACGGUGGCUCAGCUGGUGAAGAGACUAACAGAUACAGAUGCAAUGAAAUACACCAUUGUGGUGUCAGCUACUGCUUCUGAUGCUGCCCCACUCCAGUAUUUGGCUCCUUACUCUGGCUGCUCUAUGGGAGAGUAUUUCCGAGAUAAUGGCAAACAUGCUUUGAUCAUCUAUGAUGACUUAUCCAAACAGGCUGUGGCUUACCGUCAGAUGUCUCUGUUGCUCCGCCGGCCCCCUGGUCGUGAGGCCUAUCCUGGUGAUGUGUUCUACCUACACUCUCGGCUGCUGGAGAGAGCAGCCAAAAUGAAUGAUUCUUUUGGUGGAGGCUCCCUGACUGCCUUGCCAGUCAUAGAAACACAGGCUGGUGAUGUGUCUGCUUACAUUCCAACAAAUGUGAUUUCUAUCACUGAUGGACAGAUCUUCUUGGAAACAGAAUUGUUCUAUAAAGGUAUCCGCCCUGCCAUUAAUGUUGGCUUGUCUGUGUCCCGUGUUGGAUCUGCUGCCCAAACCAGGGCUAUGAAGCAGGUGGCAGGAACCAUGAAGCUGGAGUUGGCUCAGUAUCGUGAAGUUGCUGCUUUUGCCCAGUUUGGCUCUGAUCUUGAUGCUGCCACUCAGCAGCUCCUGAGUCGGGGUGUGCGUCUGACUGAGCUGUUGAAGCAAGGACAGUACUCUCCCAUGGCUAUUGAAGAACAGGUGGCUGUUAUCUAUGCGGGUGUGAGGGGCUUUCUUGACAAACUGGAGCCCAGCAAGAUAACAAAGUUUGAGAGUGCUUUCUUAUCUCAUGUCAUCAGCCAGCACAAAUCUCUGUUGGAAAAUAUCAGGGCUGAUGGGAAGAUCUCAGAACAGUCAGAUGCAAAGCUGAAAGAGAUUGUAACAAACUUCUUGGCUGGCUUUGAAGCAUAAACCCUGUUAACGGACACCAGAUAACCGCUUUGGUUUUGUCAUUUCUUCUCAUCAAAUCGGUUCCAUUUGUAAAGGAUUACUCGUAUUGCUGCUGUACAGACAGAAGUCACAUAAAAAAUAAAAGUUCCAUAUUGUG
This is a messenger RNA of Jaculus jaculus (lesser Egyptian jerboa), 1886 nucleotides long. RefSeq names its product ATP synthase F1 subunit alpha (gene Atp5f1a). The record is from RefSeq and is a predicted model, not a curated record. Gene Ontology annotation, molecular function: proton-transporting ATP synthase activity, rotational mechanism; ADP binding; ATP binding. Bases 89 to 1750 code for a protein of 553 amino acids. NCBI's taxonomy places the organism in Eukaryota, Metazoa, Chordata, Mammalia, Rodentia, Dipodidae. The transcript has 12 exons. Gene Ontology annotation, biological process: proton transmembrane transport; proton motive force-driven ATP synthesis.